AUGUCUUCGAAGGGUUGGAAUCCUUUACAACCAGAUGAUUUACCCCGGAACUUUGGUGGGGACGAUGGAAAUGAUACUUCGAUGUUCAGUCUUGGGAGGCACAUUUCUGCCAAAGCUGCAGCGCAACCUAAACUACGAUGUACGGAGUUGGAUGAGAAUGGGAAUGUGGUUUUGGCCAGCGGGGAAUUCAAAAAGAGCGAGCUUAUUGCAAAGUAUGGACUUCUUCCUCGAGAUCUUAGGAAGAUCGACUCCAGUCUACUGCCUCACAUUCUUGUCCGACCCUCAGCCAUCCUAAUUAACCUCCUCCACCUUCGAGUCCUGAUAAAGUCCAAUCGAGUUUUGGUCUUCGAUGCCUACGGCACGACAGAUUCGUACAACCAAUCUGCAUUUAUAUACGAUUUGGAAGACAAGCUUCGUCAGAAGCAGAACUCACCCUCAGCAGGUGGCUUACCGUACGAAUUCCGUGCUCUCGAAUCCGUCCUCAUUUCAGUAAUUACAAGCUUAGAGACAGAAUUCGAGGGUGUCAGGAAGCCUGUUGUGCGAGUGCUGCGGGAAUUAGAAGAGGAUAUAGACAGGGACAAGCUUCGAAUGCUCCUGAUCUACUCCAAGAAGCUGGGCACUUUCGAGCAGAAAGCGAAAUUGGUUCGAGAUGCUAUAGAUGAACUGUUGGAGGCAGAUGAUGAUCUUGCCGCCAUGUACCUGACGGAAAAGAGCCAUGAUUUAUUACGGGGGGAAGAUGACCACACGGAGGUUGAAAUGUUACUUGAGUCCUACCAUAAGCUUUGCGACGAAAUCGUACAAGAGUCCGGGAAUUUGGUUUCCAAUAUUCGCAAUACAGAAGAGAUCGUAAAAGCAAUUCUGGACGCAAACCGUAAUUCCCUUAUGGUUCUAGACCUCAAGUUCUCCAUCGGUACUCUGGGUAUGGGUUCUGGAGCAUUCAUCGCCGCUCUGUACGGCAUGAAUCUGAAGAACUUCAUGGAGGAAUCCGACCUAGGCUUUUUGGGCGUUGCAGGCUGGAGCUUUGUUCUUUCCGCCUUCGUGUGUACCUACGGGCUCACCAAGCUCCGAAAAGUGCAGCGUGUAAGCAUGUGGGGUGAAGGCGGCCGACGAGGCCGAAAUUGGAGAGAUGAGGAUCUGGACAGAGCUAUAGUACACAGGGAGAUCGAAGCAGGAAGAGCAGAGACGAGAGAGAGACACAGGAAGAUGAAAGAGCAGAGAUUGGCUGCCAUGGAGGAGAUGAAAGCUCAGAUGAUAAGACAGAGACAGGAAGCUGCGAUGCAAGCGCGUUUGCAGGCAAGUCACCAAGCGAGGAAGCAUGUGUAG
Molecule: messenger RNA, 1323 nt
Organism: Mollisia scopiformis
Lineage: Eukaryota; Fungi; Ascomycota; Leotiomycetes; Helotiales; Mollisiaceae
Product: cora-domain-containing protein
Exons: 3
Coding region: 1-1323 (440 amino acids)
Biological process (GO): mitochondrial magnesium ion transmembrane transport
Cellular component (GO): mitochondrial inner membrane
Molecular function (GO): magnesium ion transmembrane transporter activity
Source: RefSeq, a predicted model, not a curated record